Messenger RNA from Diabrotica virgifera virgifera (western corn rootworm), 1804 nucleotides. Its product is annotated as facilitated trehalose transporter Tret1. Gene Ontology annotation, molecular function: transmembrane transporter activity. The record is from RefSeq and is a predicted model, not a curated record. Lineage: Eukaryota; Metazoa; Arthropoda; Insecta; Coleoptera; Chrysomelidae. The coding region runs from base 354 to 1700 and encodes 448 amino acids. Gene Ontology annotation, cellular component: membrane. The transcript is spliced from 4 exons. Gene Ontology annotation, biological process: transmembrane transport.
UCGGUUAACUCAUUAUGGGGUAACAGUUAGUAGUUUACAAUAAAAGACUGCUUUAUUUUAUACAAAUAUAUUGAAAUUAAUUGGUAAACAUUUGUUUACAGAUUUUUUUUUAGAUAUUUUGUAUUUCAAAGACUAACAAAAUAAUAAAAAUGGGUAUCCAAAAAUACAGUGGCAGUGCCUUUUACCAAUAUGUUGCUGGAUUCAGUGGUUCGAGAAAAACAUUUUUGAACGUCCUGUACCUUCUAAGAUCGUGAGUAGUCAAACAAAGGUUACAGUAGACAUAGGUUUCUGAACCUUACGGUUCAAGUUACCUUUACAGCUAUUAUUCUACGAUAGCCACGUUAGUUAGUGGAAUGCACUAUGGCUGGCCGGCACCUUCCUUGCCCCGCCUGUUGGACGGGACAUCAUAUAUCCACAUCAACGAAGAUAUUGGCUACUGGUUAGCAACUGCCCCUUUGUUGGGUACCCUGGUAGGCUCUCCAAGUACUCCUCUAUUUAUUGAUCGCAUCGGUCGCCACAAGACAAUCCUCUUGACUGGUUUGCCUUAUGUACUAUCCUGGUUUUUGAUCUAUUUUGCGUCCAGCUACGAACUAAUAUUGGCUGGCAGAUUACUUGCUGGUGUUGCCGAUGGUUGGAUGUUCUGUUCAGUUCCAGUCUAUAUAGGAGAGAUCGCAGAGCCUAGAAUUAGAGGAUUCCUUGGAUCGCUGAUAUCAGUAUCUUAUAUUGGUGGUAUUCUCCUUAUAGAUAUCAUUGGUUCGUUCUGUACUGUUCCAGUAACUGCACUAAUAUCAGCUUUGUUUCCAAUCGUAAUGGUUGUAAUAUUCUUUUUUAUGCCAGAGUCCCCGUAUUUUCUGGUAAUGAAAGGAGAUAAUGAAGCUGCCAUAAAGAAACUACAAAUUUUACGAGGGACGAAUAAUGUAGAAAAAGAAAUUGCCAGAAUUCAAGAAGGUGUUCAAGAAGAACAAUCGGUUAAAUCAAAUCCACUUGAUUUGUUUCGCAUAGCAAGUAACAGAAAAGCUGUCAUUAUUAUUCUCGCUAUAAGAAUAUGCCAAGAGUUUAGCGGAGAUUCAGCUAUCACCUUUUACACUCAGAAUAUUUUCAGAGAAGCCGGAACAGAUAUUCCUGAAGAUAUCGCAUCCAUAAUCCUUUUUGUAAUUGUGUUAAUAGUCACAAUAUUUGCUGCUUUGCUUGCAGAUAAAUUUGGUCGCAGACCGUUGCUGAUCUUCUCAGCAGCUGGAGCUGCCAUUUCGUUACUCGUAGAAGGCGUUUAUUUCUAUCUGAAGAUAUGCACGGACCUGGACUUAAGUGACUUUAAUCUUGUUCCACUGGUAGCUCUUAUAAGCUUCGUGGUAUGCCUCGGAUCAGGACUCAAAGUAAUCCCUCUGCUUAUGUUAAGUGAACUAUUCCCCGCUAGCGUUAAGGGUGCUUCUGUGGCUGUAGCUGAUGUUUCAACUGCUGGGUUGGUUAUGCUGGUGUCCAAAUACUUCCAAUUCACCAGAGAUCAUUUUGGAAUGUACGUCCCCUUUAUUUCUUUUGCAGUGUUUUGUACGAUUGGACUGUUGUACAUUACGUUGUGCGUACCUGAGACCAAAGGAAAGACGUUGGAAGAAAUUCAGGACCAUCUCAAAGGGAUAAAGAGAAUUGAUAAGAAAAAUAUUGAAAGUCAAUUAAGCACUGUUCAUAAAAGUGUACAUAUGUAAACUCUAAAAGUAAUAUUUAAGGAAUUUCAAUCAAAAGAACUGAUAUUUAUGUAUUGUUAUUUAUAUAUUUAUUAUUUAGUAUUAAAUAAAUAUUUUUAUUAUAA